Dama dama (fallow deer) is the source of this 3261-nucleotide messenger RNA. RefSeq names its product pleckstrin homology and FYVE domain containing 2 (gene PLEKHF2). The transcript has 2 exons. NCBI's taxonomy places the organism in Eukaryota, Metazoa, Chordata, Mammalia, Artiodactyla, Cervidae. The record is from RefSeq and is a predicted model, not a curated record. Gene Ontology annotation, molecular function: phosphatidylinositol binding; metal ion binding. Bases 703 to 1452 code for a protein of 249 amino acids.
UUAUUUAGUGCCUGAGCUGAGAUUAGAAUCCAGGUCUUUUGGUUCAUAGUUUAUUGUUUUUUCUGGUACAGUGCACAGUUGAAUGAAUACUCAUUCUCACUGAUACCAGAUGUCUUGGAUUCAAGUAAGAAAUUAAUUAGAUGAUUUUUUGUUUUAAACUCACCCACAAGGAUGAGAUAAGAGGUAUUGGUUUUCUGUAAGAAGAACUGGGCCAUAGUAUUCUGUGACAGUUGGACUCGCUUUUCAGUUGUAACCAGUAUUCUUUUUAAGAGAGUUUUUGCCUCAUCUAGUAUUUCAUUUUUAACAGGUGGUAGACACUCCACUGAGGAACGUAUUAACUUUAGAAACAAGGUUAGCAAAAGACUAGAGUGGAACUUGGACAAUUCAAAUAUGGUUCUUGUCUACAAGAAAACUUUUUUUGAAACUUUGGAUGGCUUAAUUUUUAAAAAUUGGUUUAUAAAGCUGACUGUAUAAAGGUUAAGAGGAUUUCUUUGUUUUGUUUUCGGUAUGCUUUUCCUGUUUUAAACUAGGAAUUAAGGCUGCCAGACACCAUUUGCUGGAAGAGAAGACAGAGGAGGUCACGUGGAGAACUGUUAGAGCGUGUGCUGUGCUGUGCUCAGUCGCGUCCUCUGUGCGACCCGGACUGCAGCCCGCCCGGCUCCUCCGUCCAUGGGAUUCUCAGGCCAGGGCUAUUAGCAAAAGAUGGUGGAUCGCUUGGCAAAUAGUGAAGCAAAUACUAGACGUAUAAAUAUAGUAGAAAACUGUUUUGGAGCAGCUGGCCAACCCUUAACUAUACCUGGACGUGUUCUUAUUGGCGAAGGCGUAUUGACUAAGUUGUGCAGGAAAAAGCCCAAAGCAAGGCAGUUUUUCUUAUUUAAUGAUAUUCUUGUAUAUGGCAAUAUUGUCAUCCAAAAGAAAAAAUAUAACAAACAACAUAUUAUUCCCCUGGAAAAUGUCACAAUUGAUUCCAUCAAAGAUGAGGGAGACUUGAGGAAUGGAUGGCUGAUCAAGACACCAACGAAAUCAUUUGCAGUUUAUGCUGCCACUGCCACUGAGAAGUCAGAAUGGAUGAAUCAUAUAAAUAAAUGUGUCACUGAUUUACUCUCCAAAAGUGGGAAGACACCCAGUAAUGAACAUGCUGCCGUCUGGGUUCCUGACUCUGAGGCAACUGUAUGUAUGCGUUGUCAGAAAGCAAAAUUCACACCUGUUAAUCGUCGUCACCAUUGCCGCAAAUGUGGUUUUGUUGUCUGUGGGCCCUGCUCUGAAAAGAGAUUUCUUCUUCCCAGCCAGUCCUCUAAGCCUGUGCGGAUUUGUGACUUCUGCUAUGACCUGCUUUCUACUGGGGACAUGGCCACGUGCCAGCCUGCUAGAUCAGACUCUUACAGUCAGUCACUGAAGCCGCCUUUAAAUGACGUAUCUGAUGAUGAUGAUGAUGAUGAUAGCAGUGACUAAGGGCAUAUUUUGAAAUAUUUAAUCGGGUGUGACUGUCUGAGAAAUCAGCUCUGGGGGAAUGUAAAAUUAUGAGCUUUCUCUCCAUUUUGCUCUUGCCAUGAAUUUGCGUGAGAAAUUUUCAACCUAUGUGCCUCAGUAUACUCUAUAGAAAAUAGGUCCUGUUAUCAUCCCCCUCCCCCCGCAACCUCUCCUUACCUCCCCCAGCUCCCUGUUCUACAGGGAUAGGCUAUUGCAAAUAUAUCAGACAAAUGUUUGGUUUCUUGUUUUAAUUCUAGACUACUUUCUUGGAUGGUUGGGAAGAGAUGUUUAACAUAUCAUGUGCUGCAUUGUUGUUUAUUAUAUGUUGUGUUAUAUGGAAAAACUAAAAGCAAAGAAUGAUGGAGAAAGGAGUAAGAUGUGGUUAGUGAAUUAUGUUAUUAGCUUUUUUCUAACCAUCCUAUCUAAAGGUUAAGAUACCAGUAACAGAAAUACAUGUUUUGGAAAUACUUUGACUUUUUCAUAUACCAGGUGGUGCCUUAUCAUAAUAGCACUGUUGCAUGAAAUAAGCCCCUACCUUCUCACUUUUUAGUUUUGUUUUAAAAGUACACUGGUGCUUUCUGAGGUGAUAAAAUGAAUGUUAUAGAUGGGUGUAAUUAGGAAAUGCUUCUCAUUUGACACCUACAAGUAACUAAAUUUUGAGGUCCUUCAUUCUGUAUGAAUAUUUUUUCAUAAAAUACUAUUGUUAUUAUAUUUUUACUUUCUAUAGGUACCAAAUUAUAAUUGCCAUUCUUAGGAGUUUGGUUUGAAAUUUACCAAGGGCAAAUGGUCAUUGCAUUAUUUCCACUGACACAUUUUUAGGUAUAAAUUCAUCUGCUUUAACAUUAUUUCAAAAAUGAAAAAUCUUAUACAAUUUCUUGAAAUAUAAACAAUCUCUUUAAAAAAAUCUCACGCUAGAGCACAGAUAAUAGUUAAAGAUUUGGAAGAAAUAAUGUAGGAGGAUGGUCAGUACAGACCAGUUAAGUUUGAUAGACUUCAUAUCUGUGGAAGUAUUUUCUAUUUCAGUGUGAAACUAUCUCGAAUUUACAAAUAUAGUGUUAUAUUUUAUAAAAUUUUGUAAAGUCCCAAAUAAUAUUUCUAUUUUUGUAAAACAAUGGUAUGUUUUAAUAUGUUUCUGAAAUCAUUUUGCAAUCUAUGGAAAUAGAGUAGCAGUUGAUCUUUCUAAAUUGUGAACUUUAUUGAGUCCAUCUAGAUUGCUUUUGAGAAGGGAUAAUUUUUCACUCUUUGCUUUUGAGGCAGCCAUUAGGUUGAAAGUAUAUUUAUCAUAUAAAACUUGAUGUGUUUUGCACUACUCUCUCCAUUUGUAUGCUGCAAAUAGUCUUUCAAAUAUGAAAAAUCAUCCUGAAGUUUGUUUUAAAUUCUAAAUUCAUUUUGUUUUAAAAUCUUUAAAUCUGGAUGUAUGGGAAAUGUCAUGAGAGGUUUGAUUUAAUAAUUUGUGACAGAGGAUUCUUUGGUUUGGUUAAGGCACUAACUUAACUUUUAAAUUGUGAAAGCACCUGAGAUAGGUCUCCCUGUAGGAAAUGUGAAAGGAAGGCACAGCAGGUAUUGUGUUUGUUUUAAUAUCAUAUGGACUUUUGUUUCUAAGCAAUAUUUACACAUAAUCAAUAAACAUAUCUGAAAAGAACCAUAAAACCUGACAUGUGCUAAUGGAGACUUGGUGGUACAUAGGAACCUAGGAAAUCCAAGAACCAAGGGGAAAUGUUCUGAGAUAACAUUUAUGUUGUCAACCUCUAUUGAUUCUGUUUUUACAAUAAAAAGUAUUUUACAACUUUA